Messenger RNA from Didymodactylos carnosus, 4713 nucleotides. Lineage: Eukaryota; Metazoa; Rotifera; Eurotatoria; Philodinida; Philodinidae. The record is from the annotation of a GenBank genome assembly.
AUGAACAUUUAUAAUAAACAUGCAAGUACCGUUAAUUUACAACAACUUGUUACAAACAUUCCAGUUCGACGGAAAGCACCUGAUCAACUUGAAAGAGAUAAAUUUGAAUGGACACAAUGGCAAAGUGCAAGUAAAGCUGUUAAUAAUUUGGAAACGCCAGCUAAAGAAAAACAUGUUCGAAAUUUAAUAUUGGGAACAUUUCGGCUCGAAGGAGCAAAAUUAUUUUGGUCAAUGUGUACGAAACUACAAUUAGAAAGUCAUCCAAUUGUUUGUUGGAAAUUUUGUUAUGUUAUACACAGGCUACUUCGCGAUGGUCACAAACAUGUUGUUCAUGAUUCAAUACCGUUAGCGGCCUAUUUUGAUCAAUUAGGAAAAUUUUGGAGUGCUCUACGGCAAAGUUAUGGUACAAUGACCUAUCGAUAUUGUCGAUUAAUAAUUGUAAAACUGGGAUUUCACGAAAGAAAUGCAAUGUUUAGUGGUAAUUUGAAUAUCGGUGAAGGAAAUGAUGUAAGAAAGAUAUUUAACGAGAAUAUGGAUGCUUACUUUCAAUUAUCUAUUGAGCUAAUGGAUUAUAUGGAGGAAAUUUUGGGUUUAGUUGAUGCUGUGUUUACCUCUCUCGAUCAAUCUCGUGCAAAUUCGAUGACAGCAAGUGGUCAAUGUCGAUUACAUCCACUUAUACUGUGUGUUCAAGAUUCUAGUUUACUAUAUGAUUACAUUGUUAAAGUUUUGUUUAAAUUACAUGAUAAUCUUUCUGGUGAUUCAUUAACCGGACAUCGAACACGUUUGAUAGAAGUAUUUCGACGAUUAAAAAAAUUUUAUGAUCAAGUAUCAACUUUACAAUAUUUUCGAGAUUUGAUUAAAGUACCAGUGCUGCCUGAUAAUCCACCUAACUUCAAAAUCAAAGAAGAUUUUAAAAAUUAUCAUACGCCAGUUGCCACAAUUGUUACUCCACCUCCUGAGCCCACACAAGUUAUUGAAGCGUCAUUGAUCGACACGACAGAUGCAUCUUCGGAUAUUUUACCGGCAAAUGAUCCAUUUCUCGCCGAUGUAUGGCCUCCUAAUGGACAUGAUGAUUAUAGAGCAAAAGAAAUUGCGGAUCUUGAACAACGCAUUUUUCAGAGUCGUUUACAAUUAGAAGAACAAAUUCGUCAGCAAUUAGAGAAUACACGUCGGAUAGAAGAAAUGCAUGCUCUUGAACAAAAAGUAAAUUCAGAUGAAAAAUAUAUUAAAAUGCGUGAUCAAUAUAAUAAAUUACGUGAAGAACAUAUUCUUGUUCUAAGACGUGAAGGAGAAAUCAAAAAACAAUUAGGUAUAAUGAAACAAAAUUAUGAACAAUUACUCGAAACAAAAAAUAAAUUGGAAAUAGAUUACAAGAAAUUAAAAGAUGAAUGUGAACAAAUGAAUUUCAAUUUUAAUUCAAAAAUAUCUCAAUUUGAAACAUUAGAUAAUGAAAUAUUACAGAUGAGAAAAAUAAAUGACAAUUUAAAAAAAAAUAUUGAAAAACUGACGAGUUUAAAUCAAACACUUGAAAAUACCAUGAAGUCAAUGACAAAUGAAUUAGUUGAAAAAAAACAAAUUUUACAAAAAGAAAAAUCGAGUUGGGAAAAUCAAUCAAAAACAGAGUUGACAAUAUUACGUUUUGUUGAGGAUUUAAAUCAAUUAAUUGAAACAUUUAAACAAAAUCAAUUGAAUUUACAAGAAGCAUUAGUUGAAAAAGAGAAAAUUAUUCAAGAAACAUCAGCUGAAAAAAAGAAAAUUAUUCAGGAGAAUGAACUGAAGAAAAAAGAUUUUCAAAGUGAUAUUGAAAAAUUACGCGAAUACAAUAAGACAAUUGAAGUUAGUUUAAAAUCAACAUCCAACAAUUUAACUGAGAAAAUCAUCACAUUAGAAAAUGAAGUUAAACGCUUAAAAGAUGAAAAUGAAGAUUCAAAUCAAUUAAUUGAAACAUUUAAACAAAAUCAAUUAAAUUUACAAGAAGCAUUAGUUGAAAAAGAGAAAGUUAUUCAAGAAGCAUUAGUUGAAAAAGAGAAAAUUAUUCAAGAAACAUCUGUUGAAAAAAAGAAAAUUAUUCAAGAGAAUGAACUGAAGAAAAAAGAUUUUCAAAGUGAUAUUGAAAAAUUACGCGAAUACAAUAAGACAAUUGAAGUUAGUUUAAAAUCAACAUCCAACGAUUUAACUGAGAAAAUCAUCACAUUAGAAAAUGAAGUUAAACGCUUGAAAGAUGAAAAUGAAGAUUCAAAUCAAUUAAUUGAAACAUUUAAACAAAAUCAAUUAAAUUUACAAGAAACAUUAGUUGAAAAAGAGAAAAUUAUUCAAGAAACAUCAGUUGAGAAAAAGAAAAUUAUUCAAGAGAAUGAACUGAAGAAAAAAGAUUUUCAAAGUGAUAUUGAAAAAUUACGCGAAUACAAUAAGACACUUGAAGUUAGUUUAAAAUCAACAUCCAACGAUUUAGCUGAGAAAAUCAUCACAUUAGAAAACGAAGUUAAACGCUUGAAAGAUGAAAAUGAAGAUUCAAAUCAAUUAAUUGAAACAUUUAAACAAAAUCAAUUAAAUUUACAAGAAGCAUUAGUUGAAAAAGAGAAAGUUAUUCAAGAAGCAUUAGUUGAAAAAGAGAAAAUUAUUCAAGAAACAUCUGUUGAAAAAAAGAAAAUUAUUCAAGAGAAUGAACUGAAGAAAAAAGAUUUUCAAAGUGAUAUUGAAAAAUUACGCGAAUACAAUAAGACAAUUGAAGUUAGUUUAAAAUCAACAUCCAACGAUUUAACUGAGAAAAUCGUCACAUUAGAAAAUGAAGUUAAACGCUUGAAAGAUGAAAAUGAAAAUUUGUUGAAAUUAAUUGAGCAAACGAAGAAUGAAAAAUCAAUUUUAGAGGAAAAUUUGACACAGUGUAAUAUGAAGAUUGAAAAGUUAAGAACAGUAAAUGAGCUACUUGAAAAACAGCUUGAACAAUUGAAUGAAAAACAUUCUCAGGAUAAAGAACAAUACGAAUUGUUCUAUGUAAAUGCAGCACAAACAAAAGCACAUAUUGAAGAAAAUUUAGCACAAAUGAACACUAGGCACAAUGAACUAAAUGAUACAAUUAUUGCAUUAACAAGUGAACGAAAUGAUUACAAAACAUCAGUUUUAGCAAUGAGUGAACGAAUAAAAGAAAUUGAAAAUGAAAAGAAGGUACCUCGAACACUUGACCAAUUGUAUAAACAGACACAAGAUGAAAAAGUGAAGAUUGAUAAACAACUAGCCACGCAUACAUCUGAAUUUGAAUCCAAAUUAAAAGAGUACGAACUCAAUCGAAAAGAUUUAUUAGAUCAAAAUCGAGAACAUGAAGAAAAUUUGAUUGAUCUUGUUCAUGAAAAAGAAGUAUUAGAAACGAAAGUAGAAGAUUUACAGUUAACAGCUCAAGAUUUGGCAAAAAAAUUACAUUUUAUAAAUGAAAGUCAAAAACUACUGCAAAUAAAUCAUACAAAUAUAUUAGAAAAUCUCAAAGAAUCAUAUAAGUUGUCACUAUUAGAUCAUUGUAUUAAUCAUAUCUAUGAUGGUAUUGAACGAUCUAAUGACAGUGAAUUAUUAUAUUGUAAGAGUGGAGCAGAAUAUCUUUUGUCACGAUUAAAAUCAUCAUUAUCAACUUUAACAACAACACAUGAUUAUUGGAAAAAACAUCAGUCAUCAGAAGGGGCUUUAUUAUCAUUUCUUAAUGAAUGUGUGUCAUUAUCACAUUAUAUAUCAGAUGUAGUUGUACAUGGCAAAGCAACAUCAAAUCUUGUACAAGAUGCUGAUAAAGGAGUUGAACUAGCUGAUAGUUGUCGUGAAGUCGGAACAUCUUCUAUAGAAAUAUUUGACACUUAUAAACGAACUAUAUCUCCUGAAAGUUUUGAGAAUGAUAUUAAAGAUUUGACAAGAAAACUUAAUAGAUUAAUAACAAAUACAACAAAUUUAUUGCCAAAAAUUACUGAUAUUAGUAAAGAAGAACUUGGUGAUUUGGUUGAAAAAGAAUUACAAAAUACUCAUGAAACAAUUGAUGAAGCAGUUAGACAAAUUCAAGCAUUAUUGGAAAAAUCACGUAUUACGGAUACGGGUGUUAAAUUAGAAGUAAAUAGUAAAAUAUUAGAUACAUGUGGAGAGUUAAUGCAAGCGAUUCGACAAUUGAUAAUAAGAGCAAGAGAUUUACAGAAAGAAAUUGUUUCACAAGGACGAGGUACUGCAACGGCAAAAGAAUUUUAUACAAAAAAUCACAAAUGGACAGAAGGACUUGUUAGUGCAGCGAAAAAUGUUGGUCUCAAUGCAAAAGUACUCAUUGAAUCGGCUGAUCAUUUAUUGAGUGGUAAUGGUAAAUUUGAAGAAAUAAUCGCUUGUUCAAAUGAAAUAGCGAGCGCAACAGCUCAGCUUGUUGCUGCAUCUAAUGUAAAAGCUGAUCGUGAAAGUAAAAAUCGUGAAGCAUUAACACAUGCUUCGAAACAAGUGACAGCAGCUACAGCUCAAGUUGUUGCAACAGCCAAAAGUGGAGCAAUAACUAUUGAAGAAAAAAGUACACUGGAUUUUAGUUCAUAUAGUUUACAUAAAACAAAGCGUGCCGAAAUGGAUGCUCAAGUAAAAGUUUUAGAACUAGAAAAACAACUUGAACAAGCAAAAGUUAGCUUGUAUACACUACGAAAACGUCAUUAUCAAUUAGCUGGUGAAGAUGGAGGAUGGGAUGCGAAUGGAACUAAUAUUCGAUCAUAA